GUCGCUGCCGAAACGUCAAUCACGAUUUCGUUCUCAUUUUUGCAAAAAAGUCGCAAGUUUGUCCUGAGCCCUUCGGAGCAGGUUAAGCCAACUUUUUUCGACGAUAAAAAUGUCGUACAUCGCACGCAAAGGACCCGCCGUCUACUCUGCCCUCGGCAAAUGGGCCUACAACAUGGCCGGUUUCAACCAGUACGGUCUCCACCGUGAUGACUGUCUGUACGAGAACGACGACGUGAAGGAAGCGAUCCGUCGCCUGCCGGAAAAGCUGAAGGAUGAGCGCAAUUUCCGCAUCACGCGCGCCCUGCACCUCUCGAUGACGAAAACCAUCCUGCCGAAGGAACAGUGGACCAAGUACGAGGAGGACACCAAGUACCUUGAGCCCUACCUGCAGGAGGUGGUAAAGGAGCGCGAGGAAAAGGUGAAAUGGGAAUCGAACAAGUAAAUGUUGCGCUGUGCGGGGUUCGACGAAUACGCAAUGCUGCCGUGCGGAGAUAAUCUGUCCCGGGACACAUACGGACUCGCGGGCUGAUGGAACGUGAACAGCUCUGGGUGGGUGUAUAGGGCAGGGUUCCAGUCACGCUCACCCUUUUCAUCAGCACGGCAUUUGUGUAUUAUUUGUGCAAAACAAAACAAUUAGGAAUAAAUCAUGUAUCGUUGAAACCAAAACA
Anopheles stephensi (Asian malaria mosquito) is the source of this 668-nucleotide messenger RNA. Its product is annotated as cytochrome b-c1 complex subunit 7-like. NCBI's taxonomy places the organism in Eukaryota, Metazoa, Arthropoda, Insecta, Diptera, Culicidae. Gene Ontology annotation, biological process: mitochondrial electron transport, ubiquinol to cytochrome c. The transcript is spliced from 3 exons. Bases 110 to 442 code for a protein of 110 amino acids. The record is from RefSeq and is a predicted model, not a curated record.